AUCGAAUGCUGCGUUGCGUCUAGAAGCAUCGCUAUUCAAUCUUGAUAAAUCAAAGCGGGAGCGGUAAUCUAAGAAGCACUUCUUUUUUACACUUUCAAAGAAUUCUCUCUUCCUCAUUUCCAAUUGAUGGAGCCUUAUGCGUUGUAUCUUCCUUACAUGCUUUGAGGGGUGAAUUUGUGACAGCCCUGUCAAGCCUGUAUCCCAUUACUUAGAGCCUGGUCAGAUAAAUCCCCGCACAAAGACCUCAUCGACCAAACAGUUGAUGCACUCGGCAGUGUCAACGUUUUUGACAAAGAGAUGGCGAGAUAUUUACAGGUGCUAUAAAAGAUAAUACAUGUCGACGUUUGAAGUAUUUGGGCUUGUUCUUCGGACAAUACCCAUCCUCAUCUCUGGAGCUGGCUUUCUCGCAAGCGACAAAAGCCUCGUAGCGUUUCGCAAGCGGCAGUAUGUCAACAAGCUUGCAAACGCUCUCCUACUCCAGCAGCAAACAGUCCGGGAAACGGUCCGGCUUAUUAUCACGCGAAGCGGCUGUGAUCAUGAUGAAUCGCUGCUUAACGAGGACCCUCUUACAUACUUUCAAAACAAGAACAUUCAGGCCCAGGUGCUGGAUUUCUUGGGCGACGAGAAUUAUAAAGCUUUGAUUGGAAGGCUACAAGAUAUGCAAACUACUCUGGAAGAAGUAGCUAGGCAUUUAGAUGGCGUCAUUCCUACUCACAAGGACAAUCCAUACGACCUCGCUGGAAUCAUAGAAGCAAAUCUCACAGCAAAAAAAUACAGGCCAGAUUUCCUUCCUCGUCUCAAAGUUGCUCUCAAAAGCAGCGAGAUAAAACAGAGCAUCGGUGAACUUGAUACAGCCACCAGCACUCUUCACACAUUUUCGCAGACAAUAUUGAUGAAUCGACACGAACCAGUCAAUUCGCUUCCAUCUUCUAAUCAUGUCAAGCUUGCCAAGGCUUUCCGCCAAAUUCAUAAAUACUCAAAAAGCUUAUACACUGCGCUUUCUUGUUGCACUCAAACGUGUCACAGCGAACACGAACAUGAUGCGCACGUUCUCCUUGAAGAUCGUCUAGAUGCGGCCGCUAAACUGCUAAAUCCCAAGCUGCAGUGGGACAAAGAAAGCGAGACAUCGCUAGCUUUCCAGCUUGUUUUUGCUGCGAGGUUCCAGGCGACGUGGCAUGAGCUAUCAGUCAAAUGUAUACAAGAAGAUGACAACUUUGAUAGCACUCAGACGAUGAGGCCAUCUCUGGUGCAAUUUAUCGGACCUAAGCGUAAUGAAUCUGCAGAAACAAACUGUCUUGCGAAAUUUGCUCCAGUGAACGACUUUUGCGCCACCAUCGUAACAGCUCACGAUAAAGCACAGCACGUCGCCUUUGUAUUGCACGAGAGCAGCCGGAUGAGUAUCGUGGCAGCGAAAGAAAAGACCAUUAUGCAGAAAAAUAACUGCCAAAAGAUUACGUUGAGAAGCGUACUUUCGGGAUCACAUAAUCCACGCGCAAUGAAGCUGCCUCUGCGCUCAAGCAUGCUCCUCGCAUCAAAGAUAGCUUCAAGCUUGCUGCAGUUCUCACAGACACGUUGGUCUGGCCAAACAUGGUCCAAAGAUUCAAUAUACUUUAUGCUACAUCCAACUCCCGAGGGGAUAGCUCCUCUUAUUGACUUCAGUCGAGCCUUUGCAUAUGCAAAAAUUGAGAAUAGCGAGGUCGACGGAGUAAACACUGCUGAGCCAAGGUCUAUUCUUCUGGAACUUGGGAUCUUGUUAUUAGAAAUAUGGCACCAAACCUCAUUAGAAGACCAGUUUUCCGAUAAGACUGCCGAUCUUUCCGGGGGGUAUUUCUCUCGUCUAUCCCUGGCUGCUCAGUGGUUGGAUGAUGACUAUAACACUCCGCCGUUACUAUAUGAGGAUGCCAUACGAUAUUGCAUCUAUGGAGUUUCAACUAAAAAGGGAGCUGAUUGGAAUACCAAUGAAUUCUGGGGUGAAAUAUGUAAGGAGGUCAUCAAACCUCUAUCAGAAAACUGUAAGCAAUGGAAAUGAAUGCCAUAUUCUAAUACAUGUCCUUGGCGUCUUUACAAUCAGGCUCCAGUACUCUCUAAAAAUAAGGGUGCAAGAGAAUAAAACAUCAAGGCCAGCAUAUUUCUUAUUGGAUGUUGAACUCCCGUUUCCUUGUAGCCCCACUUCACUCUAAGCAAUACUAGAAACUUAUUCCCAAU
Trichoderma asperellum CBS 433.97 is the source of this 2205-nucleotide messenger RNA. RefSeq lists its product as uncharacterized. The record is from RefSeq and is a predicted model, not a curated record. NCBI's taxonomy places the organism in Eukaryota, Fungi, Ascomycota, Sordariomycetes, Hypocreales, Hypocreaceae.